This is a messenger RNA of Neoarthrinium moseri, 1824 nucleotides long. RefSeq lists its product as uncharacterized. Lineage: Eukaryota; Fungi; Ascomycota; Sordariomycetes; Amphisphaeriales; Apiosporaceae. The record is from RefSeq and is a predicted model, not a curated record. The transcript has a single exon. Gene Ontology annotation, biological process: phosphatidylcholine biosynthetic process. Bases 1 to 1824 code for a protein of 607 amino acids.
AUGGCUGACGUUCUCAUCAUCAGAGGAGCCAACGCGCUUCGCCAGCUCUCGUUCCGUCACGAUCUCAGGCGAUACCCGUCCCACACCAUCAGCGAGAUGGCAGAGCCAAGUAGCCUGCCACUCCCCAUACCGGGCUCCAAGUCCGACGACAACACCCUCACCGAUAGCGAUCCCGUCCUGACCCCGGACGAUGCCACUGCCUCGCCCUCUCUGAGCGCCUCGCCUACCGAUCAUGUCCCCGGCCCCGGAGACACCCCGACCUUGGAGCCCAUGAAGAGCCCGAGGAUGUCGAGGAAUCCCUCGUUUUCUGGCAGCUCCUCGUACCAGGAGGACUGGGAGGCGUUUCCCCCUCUAGACCGUCUGACCGUACUGGAUCUUCUCGACAACUUUGCCCUGCCGCAGCAGCUGGAGAAACUCCAGAAGGGCAUCUCGGCCCAGACCGAGAAGGUUCGCAAGUCGAGGGAGGCCUUAAAGUCCAGAAGUAAUCAUGCCAAGGAACGCAUGGUUGAGCAGUGGCGGCGACGCGUGCCCUCGGCCGAGGAGCAGCUAGACCGCUACCGAGCCCGCAUGCGCAAGAGCGUCGACAAGCUGGGCCGCCAGUGGAACGACACCAAGGUCAUCACGGCGCGCGAGAAGGUCUCGUUCAUCUGUGGUGUCAUGAACAUCUUCGUCAGUGGCUAUCUGAUCGGCGCGUGCCCCGAGUACUUUCACCUUUGGUACACGGCCCAGCUGGUCUACUUCAUGCCCAUCCGCUACUAUUCGUACCACCGCCGCGGCUACCACUACUUCCUGGCCGACCUCUGCUACUUUGUCAACCUGCUGCUCUUCUUCAGUCUGUGGGUCUUCCCCGGCUCCAAGCGUCUCUUCGUCGCCUCCUUCUGUCUCGCCUUCGGCAACAACGCCGUGGCCAUCAUCAUGUGGCGCAACUCGCUCGUCUUCCACAGCUUCGACAAGGUCACCUCGCUCUUCAUCCACAUCAUGCCGUGUGCGACGCUUCACUGCAUCACUCACUUGAUCACUGAGGAGCAGCAGAAGGAGCGCUUCCCCGCCCUCUGGACCGUCAAGACCUCGCCGCCCGGCUCGCCUACGGCCUACGCCAAUGUGAUUUCCAUGCUGGCCUGGUCCACCAUUCCCUACCUGUUCUGGCAACUUGCGUACUACUUCUUCAUCACAGUGCGCCGCCGUGAGAAGAUCGCCGCCGGCCGCCCGACCUCGUUCACCUGGUUGCGCAAGUCGUACUCCAAGGCCUGGAUUGGCAAGCUGGUGCUCUCGUUGCCGUCGUGGGCGCAGGAGCCAGCCUUCAUGAUGAUCCAGUACAGUUACGCCGUGCUCACAAUGCUGCCCUGCCCGCUCUGGUUCUACAGCCGCUGGGCCUCGGCCGCGUUUCUUAUGACCGUGUUCAUCUGGAGCGUCUACAACGGCUCGACGUACUAUAUCGACGUCUUCGGCAAGCGCUUCCAGAAGGAGCUCGAGACCAUGAAGGCCGAGGUGGCCAAGUGGCAGAACAGCCCCGAGCUCAUGCUGCACUCGCCGCUGAUGACCCCGGCCGACGAGAAGAAGGACAAGCUGCAGCCCAUCGACGCCGCGAGCGAGAUGCUGAGGCGCGAGGACAUUGCCGCUAAGGAGGGCAGCGUCAGGGUCUCUGAUCCGGCCAGCGGCCGGAAUAUGGACGUCGACUCGAUCCCGCUCCUGAACGACGAGGGGAGAUCCAAGGAUGGGACGUUGGCCGACCCGGCGGCCAACGUCAUAUCGACUGCCCUCGAUGCGGACCCGAGCGCUAGGGACGCUGCGAGGGCGAGAAAGCCUGCAGCGAACCAGGAAUAG